GGGGUGGCGGAUCAGAUCCCUCAGCUGGUUCAGGGUGUGAGAGGGAGUCAGGCUCAGCCCGACAGCCCUAGCGCCCAGCUCGCCCUGAUCGGAGCCAGUCAGAACUUCAUGCAGCCCGGAGCGAAAAUGGUGACCGCGGCCAAAGCUACGGUUCCCACCAUCAGUGACCAGGCGUCUGCCAUGCAGCUCAGUCAGUGCUCCAAAACCCUGGCCAGCGCUCUCGCUGAGCUGCGCACGGCCGCACAGAAGGCUCAGGAGGCGUGUGGGCCUCUGGAGAUUGAUAACGCUCUCACAAUGGUACGGGGGCUGGAGAGGGACAUGCAGGAGACCAAAGCUUCAGCUGCUGAAGGCAAACUCAAACCCCUGCCUGGAGAAACGCUGGAAAAGUGUUCUCAGGAUCUGGGCUCCAGCACUAAAGCUGUGAGCUCUGCUAUUGCUCAGCUCCUCAGUGAAGCCACCCAAGGCAAUGAGAAUUACACAGGUAUGGCUGCUCGUGACGUGGCUCAGGCUCUGCGUUCGCUGGCUUCGGCUGCUCGUGGAGUGGCCGCUAACACCGAGGACCCUCAUGCCCGUAACGCCAUGCUGGACUGCACCGCGGAUGUCAUGGACAAAUCCGCCAGCCUGAUCGAGGAGACCAAGAGAGCCAUUGCCAAACCGGGAGACCCUGACAGCCAGCAGAGACUGGCCCAGGUAGCUAAGGCUGUGUCUCAGGCUCUGAACCGCUCUGUAAACUGUCUGCCGGGGCAGAGAGAUGUGGAUAAUGCCAUCAGAACUGUAGGAGAAGCCAGCAAGAAACUCCUGUCUAAUAAA
Sinocyclocheilus grahami is the source of this 810-nucleotide messenger RNA. RefSeq names its product talin-1-like. Gene Ontology annotation, cellular component: plasma membrane; focal adhesion; cytoplasm. The record is from RefSeq and is a predicted model, not a curated record. Lineage: Eukaryota; Metazoa; Chordata; Actinopteri; Cypriniformes; Cyprinidae. The transcript is spliced from 6 exons. The annotation marks the transcript as partial. Gene Ontology annotation, biological process: actin cytoskeleton organization; cell-cell adhesion. Gene Ontology annotation, molecular function: actin filament binding; integrin binding.